AUGGAGCAGGCUGUCCUGCGCUCCUUUGGGGGGCUCAGCCUCCGGAGCCCCCCCCCGCCCCCGCCGCCGCCGCCCGCCUUCACCCACCGACUCUACCUGCUGCGCGGACUCCCGGGCUCCGGGAAAACCACCCUGGCCAGGCAGCUGAAGGGUGAAUUUCCCCAGGCUCUGAUCUUCAGCACUGAUGACUUUUUCGUCAGGGAAGAUGGCACCUACGAGUUCAAUCCUGAUUUCCUGGGAGAAGCGCACAAAUGGAACCAGAGAAGAGCCAGGACAGCAAUGAGGAAUGGCGAUUCCCCCAUAAUCAUUGAUAACACCAACCUGCAGUCCUGGGAGAUGAGGCCGUACGCAGUCAUGGCACUUGAGAAUAACUAUGAAGUUAUAUUCCGAGAACCUGACACUCGCUGGAAAUUCAAUGUUCAGGAGUUAGCAAGGAGAAACAUUCACGGGGUCUCAAAAGAAAAAAUCAGGCGGAUGAAAGAGUGGUACGAGCAUGGCGUCACCUUCCGUGGCGUGCUUCACGCGGAGAAGCCGAGUGGGACGGGCAGCCACUGGGAGUGGUGCGAUCCGACUUACCCCGGCCCGGCAGGGCCCUGGAGCUCCUGCCCCCGGGGAUUCUCCGGCCAGAGAGCGCCGCUCCCUCGACGGGGGGGCUUCCACCGUCAAUACCAGAGCUCCUCGUGACUCGGUUUAUCCAGCUAAUUAACGCUUUCCUCCAUCGUCCUAUGGAACUCCCGUGCUUCUCUCCAUUCCUUUUCAGCGCUCCGACUCCAGGGUGAUUA
Messenger RNA from Ornithorhynchus anatinus (platypus), 782 nucleotides. It is a transcript of the gene N4BP2L1, whose product is annotated as NEDD4 binding protein 2 like 1. The record is from RefSeq and is a predicted model, not a curated record. Lineage: Eukaryota; Metazoa; Chordata; Mammalia; Monotremata; Ornithorhynchidae.